GAGGCGACCUGGUAACAUGCCGGGUUCAGCUCGCCAGUUCCGAAGCUAGCUUUCGUAAAUGUAACAAUAGCUAUACAUUUACAGAAGACACAUUUAUUGCACAAGUAUUUCAUUUGAACAAAGUUAGUUUGUUUCCAGGGCUGCUUUUGCCAGAAUGAUCAGUACAAUGGCUACCUAAAGCUGCUAACUAAUUAGCCAGAUAACUGACAUGCUAGGUAGCUAUAGUAUCAAGAAAAUAUUGAUAUAGCUGUUGCUUAAAACAUUUCUCUGGCCGCGCAGCUGCCCAAUCUCUUCAGGGUGGAGAGAACAACGAAUUCACGGUUCUAGAUCGGAAAUUGCGGAAGGAUUUAAGAGAAAAAGAAUCCCCAACGAUGAAGGAAUGCAAAGACUCCACCAGUACCGACUCCGAAAAGGAGAAUAACAUAUCAGUGAUCACUGUCCCUGAAACAACGGAGACCAAACGGCCGUGUGCUUCACAGCUGGGAAGAGAUGUGGUGGUGCUGGACUCGGAUUCGGAUGAUUCUGUAUGUGGCGGGAUAUUGGUGACGAAGCCAAGGGUGUGGAGGCGGAGAGAGGUGGAUCCUGAUGUCUCGGAGGUGAUUGUAUUGUCAGACGAGGAGGAAGAGGAUGAGCCGUCGGGGGAGAAACCGCAGGCGGUGUCCACGCGCAGGGCCAGGAAGCAGAUUUUCGAAAACAGGAACACUUUGGGCGGACCAGUGGCUUCCUGCAUGUCAAACUGUGGCUGUUCAGAGACAACCCUUAAGAGGAAACAGGGCGGGUCCUCUUGUGACUCCCAGGACAGCUGUGCUCAGGCCGUUAAAAAGAGGCGGGAUUCUCUGACUGAUGACUCUGAGGCGGAGGGACCAGAACCUAGCUGGAAAAAUCAAGAAGACAUGGUGAAAAAACUACAGAGGAAAUUUCCCACCCUUGAGAAGGAGGAACUUAGGGAUGUGCUCCAGGAACAUGAUUGGCUCUUUGAAGACACACUGGAGGCACUGCGCAUGUUUACUGAACCAGUUGAUGACUCCAGCUUACCUGAAGAUAGUGCCAAGGAAUCUGAAAGCCCAAAUGACAGUGGACAGCCGACAGCCUCUGAAUUUAUACAUGAUGCAGAGCCAAUUGCAGGCUGCAGGGAUGCCAGCAAAAACAGGAGGGGGAGCAUCCGUGGUGGCAGGAGGACUUCUUGCAAACCGAGGGGACGGAAAGCAGAAACUCCCUCACGCUCCUCCUGCACAGACCCCGAUACGCACAAUGGGGAUGGCAAGCCGACCAGGGUGUCCCAGAGGACGAGGCGACCGCGGGUGAUGGUGGACCGUUACAGCGGGUCGGAACGCGACAGCGCGGUCAGCAGUGACCCCGAGGAACACUCCGAGUACUCUGACUCGGAUAAGGAGGAGAGGGCGGACCAUGGACUAAACGAUCGGAUUCUGGGCUUCUUCCAGGAGGCACUGGUGGAUGAGCUGAUGCUCAUAGUGGGGUGCUCAGCAAAGAAAGCCCAAAAGAUCGUGGAUCUGCGGCCCUUCGGGACUUGGGAAGACCUGGUUCAAGCCCUUCACAAGGGGAAUGGGCUGUCCCUGGAGCUGCUGCGGGGCUGCCGGAGGGUCAUCCGGGAGCGGGACGUCAUCCUGGGCCUGAUGACCCGGUGCGAGGACGCUAGCGAGACGCUGACCAGGGCUGCGACGCAGGUCAUCAAGGGAGGGGAGGGCUCUGCCAUGCAGCCCGAAAUCCUCAACAGCAAGUUUCAGCUGAAGCCGUACCAGCUGGUUGGACUGAACUGGCUUAUUAUGCUGUACCAGAACAACCUGAACGGGAUCCUGGCAGAUGAGAUGGGAUUGGGGAAAACGAUCCAGGCCAUCUCCUUCCUGGCCAGCCUGUAUGAAGACGGCGUUUGCGGCCCCCAUCUUAUCGUUGUGCCCGCCUCUACCCUGGAUAACUGGGUCCGGGAGCUGAAUCUUUGGUGUCCCAGUCUUAAGGUGCUCGUCUAUAAUGGGUCCAUCGAGGAGCGCAAAUCCCUUCGACACAACAUUCUCAACAAUCAAGUGGAGUACAACGUCAUCAUGUCUACGUACAACCUGACAAUCGGGACGGACAGUGACCGCAGUCUGUUUCGGAAACUGGAGCUGAAGUACGCCGUAUUUGACGAGGGCCACAUGCUGAAGAACAUGAACUCGCUGCGCUAUCGCCACCUCAUGGCCAUCAACGCACAGCAUCGAUUGCUCCUCACCGGUACCCCUCUCCAGAACAACCUACUGGAACUCAUGUCCCUCCUCAAUUUCAUCAUGCCAUCCAUGUUCUCCAACAGCACCUCACAGAUCACCAAGAUGUUCUCCAUGAAAUCGUCGGAGGAACAGAACAUCUUUGAGAAGGAGCGGAUCGCCCAGGCCAAGCUCAUAAUGAAACCCUUCAUUCUAAGGCGUGUCAAGAGUGAAGUCCUGAAACAGCUGCCCCAGAAGGAGGAGUCAGUGGAGUUCUGUGCCAUGACUGAGAAACAGGAAAUGUUCUACACCACAUUAUUCCAGAAGCUUAAGGGAACCACCAAUGGAGAGAAGCGGGCGCUCAACAAUGUGAUGAUGCAGCUGAGGAAGAUGGCCAAUCACCCGCUGCUACACCGGCAGUACUACACAUCUGAUAGGCUGGCGACCAUGAGCCAGCUCAUGCUGAAGGAGCCCAGCCACCGUGACGCCAGCCCCGCCCUGAUCCAGGAGGACAUGGAAGUGAUGUCGGACUUUGAGCUUCACCGCCUCUGCCUGCAGUACCCGUCUUUACAGGGCCUGCAGCUGGACCAGGGCGUCCUGCUGGACUCAGGAAAGUUCCAACUGCUCACCAAGCUGUUGGCUUCUCUCAAGGACCAGGGUGACCGGGUGGUGUUGUUUAGCCAGUUCACCAUGGUGCUGGACAUUGUGGAGGUUCUGCUGAAACACCUGGGCCAUUCCUACCUCCGUCUGGAUGGCUCCACACCCAUAGCUGACCGGAUCGUUUUAAUUGACAGUUUCAACACGGAUGCAGAGAUCUUUGUGUUCCUGCUGUCCACGAGGGCUGGAGGCCUGGGCAUCAACCUCACCUCUGCCAAUGUUGUCAUUCUGCACGAUAUCGACUGCAACCCAUAUAAUGACAAGCAAGCUGAGGACCGCUGCCAUCGAGUUGGACAGACCAGGACGGUAAAAGUGAUCAGGCUCAUCAGCAAGGACUCGAUUGAGGACUGCAUGCUGCGUGUUGGGCAGAAAAAGCUGAAACUAGAACAGGAUAUGACCGCUUCUGCAGAAGGUGAGGAGGGUUCGAUGCCUGAAGACAUGGCAACUCUGCUAAGAGCCUCUCUAGGACUGUAAUGGACUCCACACUCCGCCUUUUGAGUUUCAACAGACAGGGUGUGGAACUCCACCUUUGAACCUGAGGUGCAGAGCUCCCAUUGGACUGGCCCAGCAGCCAAUGACAUUGCACCCCUGUCGAUGAAUCCCUGUGUUACAAUUUUUACUGUACAGGAUCAGCUAAAUCCUGUGAAAACUGUGCUGCUUUUACCAAUCAUUAUUAUUUCCUAAUUGGGGACUUUGCACAACAGAAAUAAAUGUUGUUUUUGUUACAUACUGGCUUCUGUAAAACACCACUCUGCCUUAAAUAUUGUCGCUGAAAGUUUUUGUUUUGUGGAGCUGCUGAAGAUUCUGAAGUCUGUGUUCAAAAAAAAGAAAAAGGUUUUUGCCAUUGCUAGUUUCUCUUCAAAUUAUUCAAUGUUUCAGAGCCACAGCUAGGACGUGAAGGAGGGACAGGGAUUUUUUUCCCCCCAGUUCAUUUGGAAACACCGAUUUUUCAUAUCUAAAUGUCUAAAGGAGAGGUAGAGGAUUUGGAUAUGUCAGUAAAGCUUUUUUCAUCUUGACAGCUGAUAGCUGGACAGGAUGUUCAGCAUUAAAUCCAAAUACUUGUGAUGUGAGACAUUUAGGGUCUAAAAAUCCGGAGGAAUCGCAUCAGAGUAAGCUUUUUGUCUUUCCUACGAUUCAUUUUUCCUCAUUUCUCUUGAGGGACAGAGGAAGCAAUCUGCAUGGUCUUUUUUAUAAAACAAUUUUCUUUUUAAUUGUGUAUUUUAUUUUGUCUUUUCAGCUGAGAGAUUUUCCAUUAAAACACUGAGCCUUUUCGCA
Messenger RNA from Anguilla anguilla (European eel), 4127 nucleotides. RefSeq names its product SWI/SNF-related matrix-associated actin-dependent regulator of chromatin subfamily A containing DEAD/H box 1B-like. NCBI's taxonomy places the organism in Eukaryota, Metazoa, Chordata, Actinopteri, Anguilliformes, Anguillidae. The transcript has 23 exons. The record is from RefSeq and is a predicted model, not a curated record. The coding region runs from base 372 to 3326 and encodes 984 amino acids. Gene Ontology annotation, cellular component: nucleus. Gene Ontology annotation, molecular function: ATP-dependent chromatin remodeler activity; ubiquitin binding; ATP binding.